Molecule: messenger RNA, 456 nt
Organism: Lottia gigantea (owl limpet)
Lineage: Eukaryota; Metazoa; Mollusca; Gastropoda; Lottiidae
Exons: 4
Coding region: 1-456 (151 amino acids)
Source: RefSeq, a predicted model, not a curated record
AUGGUGAAGGUUUUAAGUGUUUUGGUGUUAGUUUUUAGUUUUGUACAGUCAUGUUGUCAAGUUUCUCCUAUAGAACCAGAAGUUAUUGGAGAUUUAACUAUACAUUGUGGUCGAAGUGAUACAAGCAUUGUAAAUAUCACGUAUUAUGGAGAUAUUAAUAUGAUGUUUAUAGAAGAUAAAUAUGAAGAAUGUAGCUCUGAGGAAAUUUCACCGGCACAUCAUGUUAUUUACAAUAUCAACGGUCGAGAUUGUGGAUUCCAAGAAUUUAACAACACUAAUACGUGGGCAGUAACAGUGAGAUUACAGAAAGGGUUUUUGGUGACGGCAGCUGAUAAGAAGGUAAAUUUGGUGUGUGCUUAUGAUGAUGAUGUAGCUGGUGGUACAAUAAUUAACUCUACUUACGACCCGGUCCAACCACAGCAAAUGAACAAAAUCAAUACAGAAAAUGUUAUGUAA